UUCAAUACUUUGUUAAACUUACCGAAAACAAAAUGAGUUUCAGAAACUAUAAAGAAAAAAUUGACGAGGGGGACACUGUUAUAUUGUACAUAAGCAAUAAUGUGUACGCUAUAGAAGUGAAACCUGAAAUAAAAAAUAAGAAAGGUGAUAUGAUAGAAAAUGUUUAUCAAACACCUUAUGGAGCUCUGAAGGUUAGAAGUCUGAUAGGAACUGACUACGGGAGCCGGGUGGAUUUACCCAAAGGCUGGGCUCAUGUACUACAACCAAACCCCGAGCUAUGGUCUUUGACACUACCGCACCGGACCCAAAUUAUCUACACACCGGACAUCAGUAUGAUAUUAAUGCAACUAGACUUGGUACCCGGUAGUGUUGUUGUUGAAGCAGGUACCGGUAGUGGAUCUCUAACCCAUGCUCUAAUACGACGCGUACGCCCGCACGGCCAUGUCUACACGUUCGAUUUCCACGAACACAGGACUAAUGUAGCCAGAGACGAGUUCAAAGAGCAUGGCCUGGAAGAUUUUGUUACUAUACAACAUAGAGACGUGUUAGCCGAUGGUUUUGGAGCGGAACUGAACGGGAAAGUGGACGCCGUAUUUCUGGAUUUACCGCGACCAUGGGACGGGAUUUCUCACGCCAUUUCUGCUCUGAAAGAACAAGGUGGUCGCUUCUGUUCCUUCUCGCCGUGUAUAGAGCAAGUCCAGCGCACUUGCUUAACGCUCCAGGAGCUCGGCUUCCAGGAUAUCGUCACUAUGGAGGUGCUUCAAAGCGAGCUCAAAGUUAGCAAGAGGAAUGUGGCUGUUAGGGAUUUAUCCUUCCUGAGACAUAAGAGUUCGGAAAGUCCAGUGGAAGAGAAGCCGAACAGUGAGAAGAGUUAUACAGUGGCCACGUGGCCGACCAGUACAACCGGACACACCGGCUACCUCACAGUGGCCACACUACCGCCCACAUUUAUCAGAAAAAAAUCGUCACCAAACAAUGUUGAGAUCAAGAAAGAUUUAACAAGCAGUGAACCCAUGACUGUUGACACGACAUCCUCGUGAUAU
This is a messenger RNA of Papilio machaon (common yellow swallowtail), 1043 nucleotides long. RefSeq names its product tRNA (adenine(58)-N(1))-methyltransferase catalytic subunit TRMT61A (gene Trmt61). NCBI's taxonomy places the organism in Eukaryota, Metazoa, Arthropoda, Insecta, Lepidoptera, Papilionidae. Gene Ontology annotation, cellular component: tRNA (m1A) methyltransferase complex; nucleus. The record is from RefSeq and is a predicted model, not a curated record. Bases 33 to 1040 code for a protein of 335 amino acids. Gene Ontology annotation, biological process: tRNA methylation. The transcript is spliced from 7 exons.